Molecule: messenger RNA, 2459 nt
Organism: Patella vulgata (common limpet)
Lineage: Eukaryota; Metazoa; Mollusca; Gastropoda; Patellidae
Product: oocyte zinc finger protein XlCOF6
Exons: 2
Coding region: 91-2184 (697 amino acids)
Biological process (GO): regulation of immune system process; regulation of cytokine production; negative regulation of transcription by RNA polymerase II
Source: RefSeq, a predicted model, not a curated record
AACCUGUCACUUUUUAAUAUGCAGAUAAAGUAGAUCAAAAAACAUGGUGGUCGUGAGCGACUCAUAACACGUUUUAAUUUGUGAAAAAAAAUGGCAUCCCCAGUUGCAGUUACACCCGAAAAGGUGUUAAAGAAUGAUGUUUGUAUUUUGUGUGGAUUUUCUUUCGUUCUCCGAGAAGUUACCUCAUAUGACGAAUUUAAAGAAAGAAAACAGUAUGAAAAUCGAUUGCCUGUUACUUGCGAAAGACUUGAAAAAAUAAAGAAAAUCAAUUUACAUAACUUUGAAAGUGACACAACUGUGGAAGACCUAUAUGACAGUGGUAUACAUGUAUGUUCUACCUGUUUAAAUAAAGUGGAGACUAUUCUUAAAUAUGAAAAUGACAUUAUACAACUAAAACUCGACCUGACAAAAUCCAGAGAAAAUGCUAAACAGUUAUUAUUACAACCCCAACAAGAAAGUAUCGAAAGAUUGCCCGGGUCGCCUUCAUCCAAGCCUCCAAUGGAACUCCAAAUAACUUUAGUGCCACAUGUUUUAGCGAAACUUCCUCAACAAACUGUACCUGUGCCUAUUUUUGUAAUGACAGUUCCAGCACAAGAAAAGGAAACUGUUACAAAAGAGAGAACAUCAAAUGAAAACUUGAAAACUUCAAAAGAAAACUUGAAAACAUCAAAAGAAAAAUUGAAAACAUCAAAAAAAAAAAUGAAAAUAUCAAAGCAUUCCGUCUCCAAUAAAACCUAUAAAUGUGAUAUUUGUGGUAAAACAUUUACCACUAGUAGUCAGUUGGAAUCCCACACCAGAACUCAUACUGGCGAAAAACCCUUUUCUUGUGAUGUUUGUAGUAAUUCAUUUGCUCGUCGUCGUCAACUAUAUUUACACACCCGUACUCAUACUGUAGAAAAAUCCUUUUCUUGUGAUGUUUGUGGUAAAUCAUAUACCACUAAAGGUCAUCUACGUUUACAUACCAGAAUUCAUACUGGUGAAAAUCUCUCUAAAUGUGAUGUUUGUGGAAAAUCUUUUACCACGAGAAGUCAACUACUAAAACACACCAUAAUUCAUACUGGCGAAAAACCCUUUUCCUGUGAUGUUUGUAGUAAAUCAUUUGCUCGUCGUAGUCAUCUAUAUUUACACACCCGAACCCAUACUGGCGAAAAACCCUUUAUUUGUGAGGUUUGCGGAAAAUCAUUUACCAGAAGUAGUGGUCUACGUGUACACACUAGAUUUCAUACCGGCGAAAAACGUUUUUCUUGUCAUGUUUGUAGUAAAGCAUUUACCACAAGUCAUGAUCUACGUGUACAUUCGAGAGUCCAUACGGGAGAAAAACCCUUUUCGUGUGAUGUUUGUAGUAAAGCAUUUUCAACUAAUGCUAGUCUAAAACGACACACCAGAAUUCAUACUGGCGAAAAACCCUUUUCUUGUGAUGUUUGUAAAAAAUCGUUUUCAGAUAUUAGUAAUCUACAUUUACACUCCAGAAAUCAUACCAGAGAAAACCCCUUUACAGGACAAAAACCCUUUUCUUGUGAUGUUUGUAAAAAAUCAUUUACUGCUCGUAAUAGUCUAUAUUAUCACAUCAAAAUCCAUACAUUAGAAAAACCCUUUUCUUGUGAUGUUUGUAGUAAACCAUUUAUCACCAGUAAAGAUCUACGACGACACACCAAAACACAUACAGGAAAAAAACCCUUUUUUUGUAAUGUUUGUUAUAAAUCAUUUAUCACCAGUAGUAGUCUACAACGACACAUCAAAAUUCAUACUGUUGAAAACUCCCUUUCUUGUGACGUUUGUAGUAAAUCAUUUAUCACCAGUCGUAGUCUACAACGACACACCAAAAUUCAUACUGUUGAUAACCCCUUUUCUUGUGAUGUUUGUAGUAAAUCAUUUAUCACUCAUAGUGCUCUACAUCAACACACCAGAAUUCAUACUGUAGAAAAAGCCAGUAUUUGUGAUGUUUGUGGAAAAUCUUUUAGCACUAGUGGGAAUCUACAUAAACACAUCAGAAUCCAUACUGGUGUAAAACCGUUUACUUGUGAUGUUUGUGGUAAAUCAUUUACUGCACGUAGUGAUCUACGUGUACACUCUAGAAUCCAUACCGGAGAAAAACCAUUUUCUUGUGAUGUUUGUAGUAAAGCAUUUUCAACUAAUGCUAGUCUACGACGACACAUGGGAACUCGUACUCAUCGUGUAACAUAAUGUGUUUCAGCGCCAUUUGUAACAAGGGACUCAAAGAUCGAGGGUAGACAUAUUCCAACGGUGACGUCAUAUACUUAUCUGGAGAGCAUGCACAAUAAAUACUACCGGUGUAGAUUGGAAUAACCAGACGCUAGAGAUUGCCAUUCGGUUGUCACUUCUGGCGUAUUUCGCAGAACAUACAUGUAACUGAUUAGAAAUUACAGUAAACACAGAAAUGAUUGAAUGUAAAUCAGUUUAUAUACAUUCAUAAUACAUUAUACGCGUUGUGACCCAUU